Molecule: messenger RNA, 3308 nt
Organism: Hevea brasiliensis (rubber tree)
Lineage: Eukaryota; Viridiplantae; Streptophyta; Magnoliopsida; Malpighiales; Euphorbiaceae
Product: mechanosensitive ion channel protein 6
Exons: 5
Coding region: 347-3013 (888 amino acids)
Biological process (GO): transmembrane transport; monoatomic anion transport
Cellular component (GO): plasma membrane
Molecular function (GO): mechanosensitive monoatomic ion channel activity
Source: RefSeq, a predicted model, not a curated record
GAGCUAUCGUUCGCAGUUUCGCUCUAAAACCUGACAGCGCCACCUGUCGUCUCUCUUCUUGGAAAUCAAUUUUUUCUCCCGGUGUUCAAAGUUCAAAGAAACUAUAAAACUACUUCCUUCUUAAUCCCACUGCAGUACACGCAGGCCUUCUCCUUCUUCUUCAUCAUUGAUUAUCUACACCUUCAAACAUGUGAAGUCCCACAUUCACUGAGUUUUGAGUAAAAAUGUUUACCAUAUGACUUGGCCAAUCCUUCUCUGGUGUGGUGGAUUUAUGUCCCAUUCAUUUUCGCAUUCGGCAAAAAUCUCACACAAGGUGCCCUUUUAGUUUAAAAAAGAACACACCGCCAUGGCCGCUAACUCCACUGACCGUAGAGAGGUUGUUCUCAAAAUGGAUGGGAAACGUGAUCCCACUGCCAGAAGCUUCGAACCCACUAACACUGGGAUGAUUUGGAGGGAAUCGAGCUAUGAUUUUUGGAAUGGCAAAGAGGAAGAUAAACAGAUACCAGACAAUGGGAGUGAACAUUUUGGGUUUGAUUUUUCUCAAAGUAACGCUACUGCUGCUAGAGAUAGUGCGGCUUCAUUUUCGUCCAUGGAGGAUCCACCCUCGAAGCUGAUUGGUCAGUUUUUACACAAACAAAAAGCUUCCGGUGAGUUUUGCUUGGAUAUGGAUUUAGAGAUGGCCGAACUUCAAAACGAUGCAGUCUUUGUUCACCGGAACUUGACGCCGGUUUCGGAGUCUCCAACGACAGUGAACCGCGUCUCUUUCGAUCCGAAUCCACCUGGGUCUAGCGAGUCGGUGAGGAGGAGACACCAGAAUAAAGACUCACCGAGCAAGAAGAGUACUGAUAGUGCAAAUGCUGGUGGUGGUGAUGUGGAGAUCUUGAAGUGUAGUUCUACAAACGACGGGACGUUUUCCAAUAGCUCGUCGUUUGAGAGGAAAUCGCAUUUGUUGAAGGAGAGCAAAAAGUCGAGAUUGAUGGACCCACCCCUACAGCCUCCGGAAAAAUCGGGGAGAGUGGUGGGAAGAUCAGGGCAAUUGAAGUCCGGAUUCAUAGGGAAAGGUAGCGUGAUUGAUGAUGAGGAGGAUGACCCCUUGUUGGAGGAGGAUUUGCCUGAAGAGUACAAGAAAGAUAAAUUCGAUUUUUGGAUUCUGCUUGAAUGGGUGAGUUUGAUUUUAAUUAUUGCUGCUCUAGUUUGUGGUCUUGCUAUUCCAUAUUUGAGGAAUAAAAAACUAUGGAAGCUUAUAUUGUGGAAAUGGGAAGUGUUUGUUCUAGUGUUAAUAUGUGGGAGAUUAGUUUCUGGAUGGGUUGUAAGGAUCAUUGUGUUCUUUGUUGAGAGGAAUUUUAUUUUGCGAAAACGAGUUUUGUAUUUUGUCUAUGGGAUCAAGAAAGCUGUGCAGAAUUGCUUAUGGCUGGGUCUUGUUUUGAUUGCUUGGCAUUAUUUGCUUGACAAAAAGGUUGAAAAGGAAACCAGGAGUAGAACUCUUACAUAUGUGACCAAGGUUUUGGUGUGUUUGGUGGUGGGUACAUUGUUAUGGCUUGCGAAGACUCUUGUGGUUAAGGUGCUAGCAUCUUCUUUUCAUGUAAGUACUUACUUUGAUCGGAUACGGGAGUCAUUGUUUAAUCAAUAUGUGAUUGAAACGCUUUCUGGUCCUCCAUUGAUUGAAAUAAAAAGGAAUGAGGAAGAGGAAGAAAGAAUUGCAGCUGAGAUACACAAGUUACAGAAUGCUGGUGCUACUGUGCCUGCUAGCCUUAAGGCAACUACCUGUCCAUCACCUCAGGGUUCAAAAGUAAUAGGAAGUGGCAGGAUACAGAAAAGCCCUAGAAUUGGUACACCCAAACUGUCUCGAGCUUUCUCUAAGAAAGCCAAUGAGGAAGAUGAUGGGAUAACAAUUGAUCACUUGCACAAAUUGAAUCCUAAGAAUGUUUCUGCUUGGAAUAUGAAAAGGCUGAUGAACAUAAUUCGAUAUGGUACUCUGUCAACAUUGGAUGAACAGAUACCAGAUACGAGUCAUGAUGAUGAUGAUGAGUGUGCCACAAAGAUUAGAAGUGAAUGUGAAGCAAAAGCUGCAGCAAGGAAAAUAUUCCAGAAUGUGGCCAAGACUGGGUCUAGGUAUAUUUACCUGGAAGAUAUCCUGCGUUUCAUGCAAGAAGAUGAGGCUUUAAAGGCUAUGAGUCUUUUUGAAGGAGCAUAUGAAAGCAAAAAAAUUAGCAAGUCAUGUUUAAAAAAUUGGGUGGUUAAUGCUUUUAGAGAAAGGAGAGCACUUGCGUUGACAUUGAAUGACACAAAAACAGCUGUAAACAAGCUGCAUCACAUGGUGAAUAUUUUGGUUGCGACCCUUAUAGCUGUUAUCUGGCUUCUUAUUCUAGGAAUUGCCACAAGCAAACUUCUUGUCUUUAUAAGCUCCCAACUCCUCCUUGUGGCAUUUAUGUUUGGAAACACCUGCAAAACAGUCUUUGAAGCUAUUAUCUUCUUGUUUGUGAUUCACCCUUUUGAUGUGGGCGAUCGCUGUGAAAUUGAUGGUGUUCAGAUGGUAGUAGAAGAGAUGAACAUUUUAACUACUGUUUUCCUAAGAUAUGACAACCAGAAGAUUAUAAUUGCCAACAGUGUUCUUUCCACCAAAGCCAUCAGUAACUACCAUCGCAGUCCUGACAUGGGAGAUGCUGUUGAGUUCCUUAUUCACAUAGCAACCCCAGCUGAAAAGAUUGCAGUCGUUAAGCAACGGAUAACUAGUUAUGUCGAUAACAAGAAGGAGCAUUGGUAUCCUUCACCCAUGAUCAUAUUCAAGGAUAUGGAAGACCUGAAUAGGGUGCGAAUCGCAGUAUGGUUAACCCAUAGAAUGAACCACCAAGACAUGGGAGAGAGGUUUUCAAGGAGAGCCCUCUUGCUGGAAGAGAUUGUUAAAAUCUUCAAGGAACUUGACAUUCAGUAUCGCCUGCUUCCUCUUGAUAUCAAUGUUCGUACAUUGCCUCCUGUGUCAUCAGAACGUGUUCCUCCGAGUUGGAUGAUCUGAGUGAGUAAACAAAGAGUAGUGUCUUCUAGUGUCAAAAAGUUUCUUUUGGGACACCAAGUGAACAACUAUAGUAGGUAGCCCUCUGGUGAAUGAGAACUGUCCUAGUGUUCUACAAUUUUGGCUUCUUUCUUGUCAAAAUAUGAACAAUAUGGCAGAACCUUUAGCCAAGUCCUAAUCAUUUUUCGGUGUAAGCUGCAUAGAUAUCGUUUAGUUAGGGAUAACAAACACUAGACGUCUUAAAUUUUUAUUUAUUUUAUGAUCAAGUGCUAAUAUAUUAAAAAUCACUUCUUGUUCA